Molecule: messenger RNA, 2737 nt
Organism: Leopardus geoffroyi (Geoffroy's cat)
Lineage: Eukaryota; Metazoa; Chordata; Mammalia; Carnivora; Felidae
Exons: 5
Coding region: 230-1768 (512 amino acids)
Source: RefSeq, a predicted model, not a curated record
CCCAGAUGCAGGCCAGACUGAAGCCCUGAGGCCUGCCUGUGGACAGCAGGAGAGACCAGAGAACACAGAAGAAGGGUCAGAGAGAUCCAAACCGCCAAGGGCCAAGCCUGAACCUGGGAGGGAGACCAACAGACUUCCAGGUGGCCAUGGAGGUGCCUGGAAAGAGGGGCUAAAAGCAGUUGGUGACUGUUUAGUGCAUCUGGGGACUGGUCUUACGCUGCAUCCCCACAUGUCCCAGAGGCCCCAGUCUGGAUCCCAGAGCACCCAGCCAGGUUUCCUUCCAGGAGCUCCCAGUAAUACUCAAAAUGAGACCGAAGUCUCUCCACCAAUUACCGACAGGCCCCAGGUCAGAAUCCAAGACUCUCAGCCCAUUAUCAACAGUGGCCGGGUCAGCAUCCAAGAGCCCCCGCCCAUUAUCCAUAAUCGCCGGGUCAGCAUCCAAGAGCCCCCGCCCAUUAACCAUAAUCGCCGGGUCAGCAUCCAAGAGCCCCCGCUCAUUAUCCAUAAUCGCCGGGCCAGCAUCCAAGGGCCCCCACCCAUUAUCAACAGUCACCGGGUCAGCAUCCAAGAACCCUUGUCCAUUAUCCACAAUCGCCGGGUCAGCAUCCAAGACCCUCCACUAGUCCACAGCCGCUGGGCCAGUAUCCAAGAUGCGCCACCCAUUAUCCACAGUUGCUGGGUCAGUACUGAGGACAUGCCAUCCACUGUGAGUGGUCAUCGGCUCAGUAUCCAAGAUGCACCGUCAGUUACCUACAGUCACCGUUUGAAGACCCAAGAUGUUCCACCAACUUUCCAAACGCGCCACUUCAGCAUCCAAAACUCUCUAUUACUUCCUCACGUCUCCCUGAACAAUGUAGAGUCCCUUAACUACAAUAGUAGUCAAGUCAGUAGCCAAGACCACCUUCCAACAAGUCAGAGCCCUUGUUUGAGUACUCAAUGCCUCACAUUGCCAAUCCGGGCCAAAGUCGAUGUCCCCCCUUCAAUUACUCACAGCCCCACGGCCAGUGUCAAAAGCACUGAUUCAAUCAUCUGGACCACCCAGGAGAGUUUCAAAGACUCUAUGGACAGCUCCCUAUACAACCCAAGUACUCUAGACAAUAUCCAGAGCAUACGAUCAAGCAGAUCUGCUGAGAUGGAUUCUGGCGGGUGUCAGAGAAGGAGUAAAUGCAGCUAUUCACAGCUGCCCAUGGGCUGGCGGCUGCUGCAUGGAGCCAAGAAGAUCAGCCGUCAGGUGAGCCUGGCACUGAGCCUGGCUGGCAUGGUGAUCAUCGGUCUCAUCACCCUGGGCCAGCCCUGGAUCCACUUCCAGGUUCCAUUGACACCCCCUGGGGAUCCUGAUGGCCCCUCGACCAUCCCCAUCAACACCAUCUUCUUUGUGCAGUGCCCUGACAUCUCCUGCCUUCAUGAGUACGACCAGAAUGCUUACUUGUUGGACUUUGCCUGGGCCUUUCUCAUCCUCGCCAGUAUUGCCGGCUUCUGCCUCUGCAUCAUGCUCAUAAACAUCAUCUUCUUCACCAGCUCCAACUUACCUGUGCUGGACUUCUCCAACGUCAUCAUCAGCAUCCUGACAGGGGCCAGCAUGAUACUGGGUAUCCUGUUCUACCUGAUGCAAGCCCAUGAGUACCUGCAGGAAGGCAUGACCUACACUCUGGGGCUCAGCUUCUACCUGGCGUGGACCGGCAUCUUUCUCUUCCUGAUGAGUUUCCUUUCCUAUCUGAACUACAUGAACUUCUGGUCCAUCCUGGCGCUCCAGGCCAUCUGGACUUGAUGGCGCUCCAGGACACAGGAAUGACCCCACCGCUGGCCUGCUCCCACAGCUCCCUGCCAAGCCCUUGACAACCCUACUCUCUAGUCCCCCACCCCCCCACUGAGAGUCUUGCCCUUUUUGGUCCCCUCUUAAGCCCCCCACUCAGAUUAAUAAUUUAAAUAAUCUGUACCUUUUGCCCAGAAUAUUCUCUUAGCUCAGUACCUUGUAAGUGUUCUGUGGAAAUGCCAACUCUCACGGGGGCCAUCCCUUGGGCCGUCUGGGGUAGAGGGACAGGUGAGGGAAGCGAUUCAGAGGAAAGAGACGCAAGGCACAAGGUCAACAAAGAGGCUGUGCCAAUGGUUCCUGGCAUACAUACAAAUGGUGUCAAUCAAUAUUUGUUGAAUAGCUGAUUCUCUCCAAGCCCUUAAGGGCUUCAUCUUUUACUUCCCAGACCCCCAAUAAUGUGCCCCUCCUGAGGUAAAUUCUCCCUGCACCCACACCUCACCUCCCGCCCUUACCAGCGGCCCCUGUCAUCACUUCCUCUUUCUUCUCGCCAAACUCCUCCAACACAGGGCUGUUCUUUUUAAAAAUUGUCUAUCUGUCUAUCUAUCUACCUAUCUAUCCAUCCAUCCAUCCAUUUUUAAGGCUGUUCCAUGUAGCAUAUUUUUGCUAUCAGAGUCAUUUGUUGAACAGGGCACGGUUGAAACUCAAGUACAAAUUUAUCUCACUACCUGGGUCCCCCUACAGGCCCUUGACCUGGGGGGGGGGUCCCCUCUACCUCCCUUUCACACAGUGGUUAAGCUGGAAGGGUUGAGUCUAGGCUCUGCCACCUACUAGCUCUGUGACCUGUGUCCAGGCAUUGACCCAUCUGGGUCUCAAUUUGCUCAUCUGUAAAAUGGGGGUAAUGACAGUACUUCAAUCUAGAUAGAGUUUAACAUAACACCUAGUUUGUGCUCUUUAAGGGUUGCUAAAAUAAUCCGCUUCUCUCCC